Molecule: messenger RNA, 4208 nt
Organism: Labeo rohita (rohu)
Lineage: Eukaryota; Metazoa; Chordata; Actinopteri; Cypriniformes; Cyprinidae
Gene: fkrp
Product: fukutin related protein
Exons: 2
Coding region: 432-2042 (536 amino acids)
Biological process (GO): protein O-linked glycosylation via mannose
Cellular component (GO): Golgi apparatus
Source: RefSeq, a predicted model, not a curated record
CUUCUCUCAGGCUUCCUUUGCUCAUUUCCGAAUUAAGCAUGGGGAAGAAUACCAAGAAUGCCGUGCAAACAAUAUGCUGAUGAGGAAAAUGUUGAAUCAACCGUAAAAUCAUUUAUUUAAUGGACUGUGGUGAGCAAAAGGCACACGGGUCGAGUAUGGAAUCUGUCCGUCAGUCUUUUUUUUUGGAUGGGAUCAGCUGACACAGAGGAAGACAUCAGCGGAAACUGAUCUCUGGUCACAGAUGAUGGUUCAUCAAAUAUUCAGCUCCCAAACGCUUUCCACUUUGCUUUCUUUUUGGGAAGACCAGAAUGACACUGUUCAAGAUUUCAGGAAUUUGGACAGGUUUUGACAGUCAAGAUUUUCUUUUCUCAUUCUAUUUAAAAUUUCAUUUACUGUAUGCAUUAUAAAAGUGUUUAAGCACGAACACCAUAAUGCGUAUCAGUUUUUGCCAGGCUCUCUUAACAGGAGCAAUAAUUUUGAACUUGCUCAUCCUGUAUUAUGUCUCACGGGCCCAGCAGCAGAUGAUGGAGAAGCGUCGGGAACAAAGUAAGGGCUUAAAGAAAGCCUCUCUGGCUGUGUCAGGACUGGGAGCUAUGGGUAAUCUGGCAGGUGGAAGUAUGGUUGGCGGCUCCAAAAUGGGAGGCCUCGAGGGCAACAUGCGUGGUCCACGCAUCACGAUUCUCGUCCGUGAAUUUGAAGACUUUGAAAACUACGUUGGUGAUGUUGCACGCUCUUUUUUGCGCCAGAGACCAGAGUUGCCUUUCCUUGCUGUAGCCGAAAAUCCACCGUAUCCUCCUCUGGCUCUCCCCGAGGGAGCCCGUCUCCUGGUGUUGUCACCAAGCCCCGACCAGCCUCCACAAACCCACCGUCCCGAGUUUAAUGUGCAGACGGAGUUUGCUUUGUUAGUUCCAGAUGGCGUGGAGCUGGACCACAGCCGACAAAUUGAGCGUCUUAUUCGGGAGCUGGAAGGGGAAGGUGGCGGACCAGUCCGACUUGUCGCCGCACCUGUGCUGACCCGCUCGGCGGUGCAGUGCCUGCACCUUCGGGUGAAUUUGCGGGAAUGGACCGCGACCUACACCCCUGCAGCCUCAGGGAGCAGCGGUAGCGUCUGCACAGCCCUGCAGGGAGACGCCGUGGUUCUUAUCCGCACCGAGGACCUCUUCAACCUCUCGGUUCCCUUAGGGCGCCCCCUGAUGUCUUCCUUGUUUGUCCAAACUUCUCUGCGCGGCUGGAAGGUCAAGCUCCUGGAGGGACCUUCGUUCUCCGCAAGUCAUCGCCCGCUGUUUAGCUCAGCACACAACCAGUGGAAGGCGGACAGCCGCCUAAAAGAUGCCACCAAUCACCUUAUGCGUAGCUUCGGCUUGAAACGCGUGGUGCUGCCUGAUGGUCGAGAUCAGUGGUUUGGCUGCAGUAAGGAGACCGCACGAUGUUUCGGCACAGUGCGUGACGACACACCAGAAUACCUUUACAUAGAGCGCUGGACUCCACCUUGCUGCUUGCGCGCCCUCCGAGAGACCACUAAGUAUGUUAUCAAUAUCUUGGAGAGCUCCGGCGUACGUUACUGGCUGGAAGGGGGUUCCUUGUUGGGAGCAGCCCGACACCAGGACAUAAUUCCAUGGGACUACGACGUGGAUUUGGGCAUCUACUUAGAGGACGUUCCAAAUUGCGACUAUCUAAAGAACCUGGACUCCGGCUCACUGGUGGACGCUAACGGCUAUGUGUGGGAGCGAGCGGUCGAAGGCGACUUCUACCGUGUGCAGUAUAGUGAAGCCAACCACUUGCAUGUGGACUUGUGGCCCUUCUACCCUCGCAAUGGAGUUAUGACCAGGGACACUUGGACUGAGCAUAAACAAGACGUGGAGUUCCCAGAACAUUUCCUGCAACCCCUGGUGCCAAUGCAGUUUGCAGGCAUCACAGCUUAUGGUCCGAACAACCACCGUGCCUUUUUGGAACUCAAGUUUGGUGAAGGGGUUAUUGAGAACCCCCAGUAUCCAAACCCUGCCAAGAAACGACUGGACAGGAGUCGCACAAUAGGAUCGUAGCAAGCAGUAACUUAAUGUGCCACAAUUGCAUUUCUUACGUUUUAAACUUUAUAGAGACUGAAGGUUUUGAACUGUAUCAGAACUUAUCACUUGAAUGUUAGUAUUUCUUGCCAAUUUUAUUUAUUGUAUGUGUGUGCUGAUUUGGGGAGUCACAAGUCUCAAAAGUAGUCUAAAUACACUGUAGGUAACAAUGGUAAUAAAAGUUAUAAACAUCUAAGUAUGUAAUAUUUCACAUUGCAGUAUCCCAGGAAUUCACAAAGGGCAAAGCUUUUUUUAUUAUACAUGAAUACUAAUAUAUCGCAGGGGUGUCCAAACUCAGUGUCCUGCAGAGUUUAGCUCCAACCCCAAUUAAACACACCUGAACUAGCUGAACUAAUCAGGCUCUUACUAGGCAUAUUAGAAACUUCCAAACAAGUGUGCUGAGGCAAGUUGGAGCUAAACUCUGCAGGACACGGCUCUCCAAGACCAAGUUUGGACACCCCUGAUAUUUCGGUUUCUAAAGCACAGGAGUGCCCAAAGUCAGUCCUGGUGGGCGGGUUUCCUGCAGAGUUUAGCUCCAACCCCAAUUAAACACCUGAACCAGCUAAUCAAGAGCUUACUAGGCAUACUGGAAUCUUCAGGCAGGUGCGCUGAGGCAAGUUGGAGCUACACUUUGUAGGACACCGCUCUCUAAGACCAAGUGUGGACACCCCUGAUAUUUCGGUUUCUAUAGCACAGGAGUGCCCAAACUUGGUCCUGGAGGGCCACUGUCCUGCUGAGUUUAGCUCCAACUUACUAGGCAUAUUAGAAAUGUCCAGGCAGGUGUGUUGAGGCAAGUUGGAGCUAAACUCUGCAGGACACCGGCGCUUCAGGACUGAGUUUGGACUCCUCUGAUAUUUCGGUUUCUAUAGCAGUUAAACACUAAACCAGAAGUUCUCAACUCCGGCUCUCAAGGCCCACUUUCCUGCAGAGUUGGCUCUAACUCUAAUCAAACACACCUGAACAAUCUAAUCAAGUUCUUCAGGAUCACUAGAAAGUUUGAAUUUUUAAACAUAUUGCUAGAGAAAAAUCACCUAUUGCAUUAUUGCAUAAUUUAAAGUAAAUGCUGGCAUAUGAAAAAUGUAUUCAUGUUUGUAGGUCCACAAGUGUACUAUUUAUUAAACAACCCAGACAGCUCAUUAAAACCUUGAAAGGACUGCUUUUUAACUUAAUAGUCAUUAUUAUACCACCAUGAACUUUGUAGAGUGUAGGAUGUUUUGACAUAUGGUGACAGUGGUGUACGCUAAUUUUGACAGAAGCUGGAAUGCCCUUUUAACGAGUUUUUAUUUGUAAAUCUUUUUUUUUUUUUCUGUGAAAAUGGUUGUAAAUGGAAAAGGUUACAUAAAAAUGCCAGUGAAAAGAAGCUAUUGUUUUGUGCACACAUUCACUUUAUUAAUGAUAUUUGCACCAUGUUGCAUGAUAAUAACUUUGUACUCAGUGUUGGGAAGGUUGGAAAUGUAAUAGGUUACGGAUUAGUUACCCUAUUUAAAAUGUAAUAAGUAGUGUAACUUUUAGUUAUUUUAUUAAUGUAACUGAUUACAUUGGAUUACUUUUUGAUUAUUUUUCUAAGUGAAUGCUUUCAACUGUUAAUCAGUUAAUCAACUCUCAGACAGAUUGUAGCCUAAAGCUUCCAGCGACAAUGCGAAUUAAAUAAUUGGCAGAUGUGAUGCUUUGCAAAUUCAAACAAGAGAACCUAUCAAAAACAUCAGAAUAGCAUUGCUUUACUAAACAGCCUUUAGAUGGCAGGAGACUUUGUGCAUAUCAAAAACAGGCAAAGCAAGAAACAUAUCCUAGCUUUUUACACAAAAUAUUCAGAUGUAACCCCUUUGUGAUCAUUAAUAUUUUCAUAACUAAUGUAAUUACACAUUUUUUCUCAGUAACUGCAAUGGACAUGUAACUAGUUACUCUCCAACACCGUUUGUACUUUCGCUGUUUGCUGUACUUUUUGAUGUCAGACUGUUUGACCUCAAUUUUUGUUUAAAUGUAACUCAUUUUUUAAUGUUUUGUUUUGUCUUGGUGUUUGACAAAUAUACUUUGUAAUGUUCAUUAUGUAAAUACAUCCUGACCAUCGAAUAUUUAACAAACAGCAUAACACAAUUCAAACUGUCUUAACGUCAAUGUUUUUCACGUGUCUGGAAAUAAACCAAC